Molecule: messenger RNA, 1104 nt
Organism: Vicia faba (fava bean)
Lineage: Eukaryota; Viridiplantae; Streptophyta; Magnoliopsida; Fabales; Fabaceae
Source: the annotation of a GenBank genome assembly
AUGAAUGACGGUUAUAGAUGUUCCCCACCAUUUCAGCAUGAAAUGCAGGACCGUCUGAUGACAUCUAAUGGAAACCUUGAUUACUCUGCAAGGGUUAUGCGAGUUGUAACAUGGGACAGAUCCUUCAGAGAAACACCAACUAUGGAUGAAGUGAAAGAUGAUUUCGACUCAGAGAAGCAUGAAACUCUUGCUACUGUAUUAGACAAGUUGCUAGCAUGGGAAAAGAAACUUUAUAAUCAAGUUAUUGGACUCAAAAUCUCAGAGAUAAAUCUUUUACGCGAUCAACAGUUGUACCAGAAACUUGAACAACUUGUCGAUGGGAUGGCCACAAUGUGGGGAACCAUGCAUUACCACCAUAAGAAGCAGUUAAUCAUUAUGAAAUUAGUGAAAUCUCUGGAUUCUCAAUUUCCUACUGAAACAAGUGAACACCAUCAUGAUAGAACAUAUCAGUUAUUGAAUGUUAUGCAAGAGUUGGCAUCACAGUUUGAAAAGUUGAUAAACAAUCAAAAGGGUUUCAUAAAAGCCUUAUACAGUUGGUUAAAACUGAAUCUUAUCCUUAUUGAAAAUGAUAUAAAGGAAAAGAUUUCUUCACCGGCAAUACAAAUCCUUCUUCAUACUUGGAAUGAUCAUCUAGAGAAGCUUUCUAUCGACCUUGCUUGGAAAGGCAUAUCACAUUUUGUUGCUGUGAUAGAUUCUCUUUGCCAACAGCAAGAAGAAGAGUUGGUUUUAAAGAGAAAAUGCGAGGAGAUGCAAAAGGAGCUUGCGCGCAAAAGCCGACGAGUUGAUCAGUGGGAGUGCAAAUACAAGAAAAAGAAAAGAUUAGACGAGUUUGAUACAAAUAGGGAACAAGGUGAUGAUAGUAAUGAACCUGAUGAGGUUGUAAAGGAAAAGAGAGUUUUGAUUGAAUUAGAAAAGAGGUUGGAUGAGGCAAAAGUUUCUUUUGAAAGACAGUGCUUACAUGUGAGGCAAAAAUCUUUGGUGUGUCUCAAAAAUAACUUGGCAGAGCUCUUUAGGGCUAUGACAGAUUUUUCUCUUGAAUGUUCUAAAAUGUAUAGUGAACUAAAGAUUGUAGCACAUAAAUUAAGAUCAGCACAAAGUUCAUAA